Messenger RNA from Sceloporus undulatus (fence lizard), 1484 nucleotides. RefSeq names its product T-box transcription factor 19 (gene TBX19). The coding region runs from base 1 to 1227 and encodes 408 amino acids. The transcript has 8 exons. NCBI's taxonomy places the organism in Eukaryota, Metazoa, Chordata, Lepidosauria, Squamata, Phrynosomatidae. Gene Ontology annotation, biological process: cell fate specification; mesoderm formation; positive regulation of DNA-templated transcription. Gene Ontology annotation, cellular component: nucleus. The record is from RefSeq and is a predicted model, not a curated record. Gene Ontology annotation, molecular function: RNA polymerase II cis-regulatory region sequence-specific DNA binding; DNA-binding transcription factor activity, RNA polymerase II-specific.
AUGACUGAUUUGAGCUGCAAGAAACAUAGUGACUGCAGUGUCUCCCGGCUGCUCAACGUGGUGGAGAAUGAGCUCCAGGCUGGGCGAGACAAAGGAGACCCCACUGAGAAACAGCUCCAGGUGGUCUUGGAGGAUGCUGCUCUCUGGCAGAGGUUCAGAGAAGUUACUAAUGAGAUGAUUGUCACAAAGAAUGGCCGACGGAUGUUCCCUGUUUUAAAGAUCAGUGUCUCAGGUUUAGACCCUAAUGCCAUGUAUUCCUUUCUUCUGGAUUUUGCUCCAACUGACAGCCACCGCUGGAAGUAUGUGAAUGGAGAAUGGGUACCAGCUGGAAAGCCAGAGCCAUCAAAUCACAGUUGUGUCUAUAUCCAUCCUGACUCUCCCAACUUUGGGGCCCAUUGGAUGAAGGCUGUGGUGUCUUUUAGCAAGGUGAAGCUCACCAACAAGUUGAAUGGCAAUGGGCAGAUUAUGCUGAAUUCACUACAUAAAUAUGAGCCACAAGUUCAUAUUGUUCGUGUUGGAGGCCCACACAGGAUGGUAAUGAAUUGUUCCUUUCCUGAGACUCAGUUCAUUGCUGUGACUGCUUACCAAAAUGAAGAGAUAACAGCUCUGAAAAUCAAAUACAAUCCAUUUGCCAAAGCCUUUCUGGAUGCAAAAGAAAGAAACCACCCCAGGGAUGUUUCAGAUAUUGUUUCUGAGGGUCAACACAUGACAUAUUCUCACUGUAAUGGGACGUUUUCUCUGCCUUCUUCCCAUUCUCAUCAUGGUUAUGAACACUAUUCAGCCCUUCAAGGACACAGAGCUGUUCCAUAUCCUCCUUCAUAUAUGCAAAGAGUUUCAUCUCCAUCAGUGAAUUUAAUUGACAGCACCAACAGUGAUCUUCAAGUAUCCUCAGGCCAUGAAGGAUGGACUUCAUUGCCCUCCAGUCACCAUGCCAACUUGGUCCCUGUGCCACACAAUAGUGGCACUAACUCCCCAGGCCCUAGUCACUACCCAUGCUUGUGGACAGUCAGCAGCAAUGCGAUUAAUGUUGCCAACCUUGCCAGUGAUGUAAGUAGCAGCCCACCUGGAACAUUUCUGAGAAGCAGCAUCACUUUGCCUGCCACUUCCUCAUCACCUUCAGUUCCUUUGCCAGGAACCAUUCCCAACAGUGUGGAAACCACUCUGGACUCUGCUUUCCCAAGAUUAACAGAGUCUGCCUGGGCGCAUGUAGCCUCCCAUUCAUUUUAAAAGAGAAAAGACAAGAACACCCCGUAGCAUCCCAAAUGGAACUAAAGGAUGUGUCUGCAUUCAAGCUUGGAACUGUGAAUCGAUCUAGGACCAACAGAGGAAAGAGAAACAAUAGCACCUAAAUAAGGAAGCAUAGUGGCAGAAGACUUCUGGGUUGCUGUGGUAUCUAGUUCUACAGGCACAGAAACAAAAUGAUUAUGUAAAAAAGAAAGAUGAUUAUUUGUCAUGUCAAGGAGGACAGGGGAAAAGGCUCUCAG